AUGAGAGAAAUUCUACUUCUCCCUUGCGUCUUUUCGAUUACUCUGGAUACACUUGAAGUGUGGCAAAAGUUUCUGCAAAAGGAAGCUUUAGAUUUAUACGAUCAUGGUCGACUUGUGACUACUAAUGAAACUGCCGAACUAGUGGAGUGUUACUUGUGCAAUUGGAUUUCUUUGGAAAAUGCUGGCACAGGAGAAAUGCAUCUUUUUGGCGAAAACUGCGAAACAACAAAUGAAAGAACUGAAACUGGCUUUGGAGAAACGUGCGGAACAAUCGAAAUCCGACGAAGUAUUUUUGAUAUUCCUUACUCAGAAGUUCCGUACCACGAUAUGAAAAACAGCGUCCACCGAUGGGAUGUUAAGAUGACUCUGAGAGUGACCUCAAAAUUCGAAGUUGACAACGAUUUUCUAUUGAAGACUUGCUCGAUGGAUGAUAGCUUAUGCGUGUUUGAUUGCGAGGAUGACUUAUGCAACCACUCUGGCUACGAUGGAUACCCUGAUGAUGGACGAUUUCCGCGUUCAAAAACAACAAUACCUAAAAUAGUUCUCCAUGAUAUGGGGUGA
Oikopleura dioica is the source of this 561-nucleotide messenger RNA. NCBI's taxonomy places the organism in Eukaryota, Metazoa, Chordata, Appendicularia, Copelata, Oikopleuridae. The record is from the annotation of a GenBank genome assembly.